Molecule: messenger RNA, 329 nt
Organism: Drosophila willistoni
Lineage: Eukaryota; Metazoa; Arthropoda; Insecta; Diptera; Drosophilidae
Gene: ox
Product: cytochrome b-c1 complex subunit 9
Exons: 2
Coding region: 92-259 (55 amino acids)
Biological process (GO): mitochondrial electron transport, ubiquinol to cytochrome c
Source: RefSeq, a predicted model, not a curated record
UAACAGCUGUUCUUUCGAUUGGUCUGCAUCAUAUUUGCUGUGAAAAUUUAAUUUUACUCAGUAAAUUUGCAAACAAAAAAAAACUACGAAAAUGAAGGUUAUCUACAACACUCUGUUUAAGCGCACUUCCACCUACGCUGUGGCCAUCAUUGCUUCGACCUUCUUCUUCGAACGGGCCGUUGAUGUCAGCGCCAACGCCAUUUGGGAAUCCAUCAACAAAGGCAAACUGUGGAAGGACAUCAAGGGCAAAUACGAAUAAGCGCUAUAAAUAUGAUUCGCUUUAAUUUUAGAUAAAAUUAAACAAUAACAAAAAACGUAGCGAAACGUAA